Messenger RNA from Penicillium canescens, 1332 nucleotides. Its product is annotated as C2H2-type zinc finger protein. NCBI's taxonomy places the organism in Eukaryota, Fungi, Ascomycota, Eurotiomycetes, Eurotiales, Aspergillaceae. Gene Ontology annotation, cellular component: nucleus. Gene Ontology annotation, biological process: regulation of transcription by RNA polymerase II. The record is from RefSeq and is a predicted model, not a curated record. Bases 1 to 1332 code for a protein of 443 amino acids. Gene Ontology annotation, molecular function: RNA polymerase II cis-regulatory region sequence-specific DNA binding; DNA-binding transcription factor activity, RNA polymerase II-specific. The transcript is spliced from 4 exons.
AUGGAGACCGCAGAACCAGUGUCUUACGAGUUCCCCGGCCAUGCUGUGGGUGCGUUUGCACACAGGCGCCCGAUGGACUUGACCCUGAGCCAGAACAUCCCCUUCUACUCGCAUCCUACAACGGCUUCAUACUCGUUUCCUUACCAGGCACCGAAUGGUCUGCCCUACAACUAUGGUCAUCCCGUGGGCCAUGCACACUCGAAUCCAUACCAGCAUUACUUUGUCCCUAGUCAGCAUCACCCGGUUCAGCAUCAACCACUGCGUCUUACGACGGAGCCCCAACCGUUGCAGUCUCUUCCUCAGAUCCGUCCUGCGAAGAACGCCAUCAGCCAGCCGGCAAAGUCUCCUACAGACCAUGAUUCCGGGAUGCAGACCACGGGCGCUGGCCACAGUUCCCCGGAUGGGGCUCACGAGACGAAACCAAGCCCUUCUGACAUCGCGUUCUCGACAAAUGUGGAUGUCCUGAUGAAGGCAAUCCAGGCAAAGCACAGUUCAUCACCGCAUCAACACUCUCUACCACCCCUUCAACACCUGGCGCCUGCUUCCCAGGUCUACCCCAUGACCACGUACCCGGUAGCCUCGCCCACGCCACCCCGCUACUACCUGGGCAGCGAAGGACAAUUAUCUCGCUCUGGAAAGAAGCGCAAGUAUACCUGCACGCUAUCCGGUUGCGGUAAGAGCUUUGCCCAAAAGACACACCUGGACAUCCACAUCAGGGCACACACCGGGGACAAACCAUUCAUCUGCAAGGAGCCCUCGUGCGGCCAACGCUUCUCACAGCAAGGCAACCUCAAGACCCAUCAGCGGAGGCACACAGGUGAAAAGCCCUUCCAAUGUGAAGAAUGCGGCAAAAGCUUUGCGCAGCGAGGCAACGUCCGCGCCCACAAGCUCACUCAUCAACGAAAAAAGCCAUUUAAUUGCCUUCUGGAUGAGUGUGGUAAGCAAUUUACCCAGCUGGGCAACUUAAAGUCCCAUCAAAACAAAUUCCACGCCGCCACACUGCGAAAUCUCACCCUCCGCUUCUCGCAAAUCGGCGAAAACGGGCCCGUGAACCCAGGCGACCGCGAGCUGUGGGAAUACUUUGCGACAUUGUACAAGAACAGCAACAAGGGUAUCAAGGGCCGAGGCAAGGAUCGACGGAUCUCCAUGACGAGACGAUCUGAUGGCUGCGGCUCUAUGGAUCGAAUAGCCUCAGUUGAAUCCGAGGAGGGCUCUAGCAAGAUGAUGCGCCGUGAGAGCUUUGAGGAUAAUAUGUCUGCUUAUAAUAGCUCCAGCAGUGAUGGGGGCGAUGCUGACCAGUACUAUAUGGAUCGGAGGGUUCAUUACCCUUGA